GACUUGGGACCCACCUGAAAUGCGUGCAUUUACAGUUUUCUUUGUUGCACCUCAGUAGACCGUCAGUGACACUGACGAAACCCCGACUGAGCAUUUGCCAUUUUCAUUUCAGAAUUCUAGGUAUCGUCGUCUCCGUUGAGAUUACCAGCCGGCGAUGGGAAGCAGCUCAGAUUCAGAGUCAGAUAUCAGUGAUUCAGAGAUUGUGGAUUACUCGAAUAAACCUUAUGAGGGACUAAAGUCUGGGAGAUAUAAAGUAAAAGGCCCAAAUGGCAUUCUUAAAUGUCCCUUCUGUGCUGGGAAGAAGAAACAAGGUUACAAGUAUAAAGACCUUCUUCAACAUUCAAGUGGUGUGAGCAAAGGCGCAUCCCACAGAAGUGCGAAGCAGAAGGCAAACCAUCUUGCUCUAGCAAACUACUUGAAAAAUGAACUUGCUGACGAGGCUGACCCACUACCCCAGCAUGUGGUUACUCCUGAUCCUGCUGAUGAAUCUGAUCAGACUGAGUUAUACUGCUGGCCUUGGACAGGGAUUAUUGUUAAUAUUCACAACAAGCGGGAAUAUGGAAAAGAUUUGGCUAGUAGCAGCUACUGGUUGAAAAAGUUCACCAACUUUAAACCUUUGUCAGUUGAGCUUUUCUGGGACGACAAGGAGUGUAUUGCACAGGCUGUUAUAAGAUUUGAUAGUGAUUGGAAUGGUUUCAAGAAUGCAAUGGAGUUUGAAAAAUUCUUUGAAGCUGAUGAACACAGUAAAAAAGAAUGGGGUGCUCGAAGUAGGUCACUUGGUUCAAAUAUUUAUGGCUGGUUUGCGCGUGAUGAUGAUUACAGGUCAGAAGGGGCAAUCGGAGAUUAUCUGCGUAAGACGGGGAAGUUGAAGACAAUAUCUGACCUGGUCCAGGAAGCAACACAACACAGAAACAAAGCUGUUGCUAAUCUUGCGAAUGAGCUUGACUUGAAAAAUGACAAUCUGGAUCAGUUGCAGGUCAAGUAUAAUGAGAGGACAAUGUCACUUAGCCGGAUGAUUGAAGAAAAAGACAUGCUACACCGUGCUUUUUCCGAAGAAACAAGGAGGAUGCAACGUAUUGCAAGGGAGCAUGUUCAAAGGGUUUUGGAUGAACAGGAGAUGUUGAAUAUGGAGUUGGAGAACAAGAGGAGACGACUUGAUACCUGGAGCAAAGAAUUGAAUAAGCGUGAGGCUUUAACUGAACGAGAGAAGCAGAAGCUUGAAGAGGAGAAGAAAAAGAAUGAUGUGAGAAACAAUUCACUUCAAAUGGCUUCUGAGGAACAGAAAAGAGCUGACGAGAAUGUCCUCAGGCUAGUUGAAGAACAGAAGAGGGAGAAGGAGGCUGCUCUGAAAAGAGUUCUCGAGCUUGAAAGGAACCUGGCCGAGAAGCAGAAAUUGGAAAUGGAAAUUGAAGAACUGAAAGGGAAACUAGAAGUGAUGAAGCACAUGGGAGGGGAAGAUGAUGCAGCUGUCCAGAAAAAGAUAAAGGAGAUGAAUGAGCAAUUGGAAGAGAAGAUUGAGGAAAUGGAUGGUCUCGAAGAUUUAAACAAACAACUCCUCACCAAAGAGCGCUCUAGUAAUGAUGAGCUGCAAAAGGCUCGUAAAGAAUUAAUAGAGGGCUUGAAUGAUAUGAUGAGUAGCAGCCGUGUAAACAUUGGGAUAAAGAGAAUGGGCGAAAUUGAUGAAAAGGCCUUUCUGAAUUCAUGCAAGCAGAGAUUUGGGCCUGAAGAAGCUGAGAUCAAGUCUGUAGAACUUUGUUCCUUAUGGCAGGAAAAACUGAAAAAUCCUGAAUUUCACCCUUUUAAAAUUAUCCCGGUCGAUGGGAAGCACGAGGAAGUGUUGGACGAGGAUAAUGAAUCACUACACGAGCUCAAGGAUGAAUGGAGCGAUGAAAUCUACGACGCAGUCACGACAGCUUUGAAGGAAUUGAAUGAAUAUAAUCCAAGUGGACGGUAUGUGGUUCCUGAACUAUGGAACUACAAGGAAAACAGGAAGGCCACACUCAAGGAAGUUAUCAGUUAUAUCUUAAAGCAAGUGACGACACUCAAGCGCAAGAGAUAGAUGAAAUUCAGUUAUGGUGGUGAUUUAGGGUGCAAGCAAGGAUGAAAAGGUUGGAAACACUGACAGCAUAGAAGAUCUUUCCAAAACGUUUAUAUUUUGUUCGUAACUAACUAGCGUGUGUCGACUUUUAACACAUGUUAGAUCACUUAGAUGGUACUCUAGCUUUUGUGCAUUCCAUAAUAUAUUCUUGUGACGAUGGUUUCAAAGUAGUCGAUAGUUGUCUGGAUGACCUGGUCAAUGUGACUCUUUUUCUGAAGAGGUGCCCCUCUCUUGAAUUUACGGGGUCUUGCCUUGCUACAAUUAAUAACUCUUUUGAUUUGCCUAGUUUAUACA
Messenger RNA from Olea europaea var. sylvestris, 2392 nucleotides. RefSeq names its product factor of DNA methylation 1-like. The coding region runs from base 155 to 2059 and encodes 634 amino acids. The record is from RefSeq and is a predicted model, not a curated record. Gene Ontology annotation, biological process: gene silencing by siRNA-directed DNA methylation. Lineage: Eukaryota; Viridiplantae; Streptophyta; Magnoliopsida; Lamiales; Oleaceae. The transcript has 7 exons.